GCCGCAUUAGCUGCCAAGGAGAUGCAACGUAUAGAGCGAGAGAUACAGGAAGGGGGCUGGUGAAGGUUGGAACAGCUUUCCUGCCCUCAUAUUAAAAUAAAGAAAUAUACUAUUUAGAGAUAUACAGAUUAUAUAUACAUAUAUGAAAAUAUAUAUUUAAAUAAUUUAUUUUUAUAAAGGUGCACGAAGACACGGAAAUGGCGCAGUCGGACCACAAGAAAUUUUUUGAGAACCUCUCCGGUGCGGGAAAGGCUAUCGGUGUUUUGACAAGCGGAGGAGAUGCCCAAGGUAUGAAUGCAGCAGUGAGAGCAGUUGUGCGUAUGGGAAUCUAUGUGGGAGCUAAAGUCUAUUUUGUUCAUGAGGGUUAUCAAGGUAUGGUGGAUGGAGGUGAUAAUAUUGAAGAAGCAACAUGGGAAAGUGUUUCUAGUAUGUUACAAGUGGGAGGAACAGUGAUUGGCAGUGCACGCUGCAAAGAGUUUCGUACCCAUGAAGGUCGCCUGAAGGCUGCCUAUAAUCUGGUGCAAAGAGGCAUUACUAACCUGUGUGUGAUUGGUGGAGACGGAAGCUUGACAGGUGCAAACUUGUUUCGAGAGGAGUGGAGUGGUCUUCUUGAUGAACUUCUCCAGGCGGGAAAAAUCGACAAUGAAGCCGUUCUGAAGUACUCACAUUUGAACAUUGUGGGAAUGGUAGGAUCCAUUGAUAAUGAUUUCUGUGGAACAGACAUGACGAUUGGCACAGACUCUGCUCUGCACCGGAUCAUUGAGGUUGUAGAUGCAAUCAUGACAACUGCACAGAGCCACCAAAGGACAUUUGUUUUGGAAGUUAUGGGAAGACACUGUGGGUACUUGGCACUUGUUAGUGCAUUAGCUUGUGGGGCAGAUUGGGUUUUUAUUCCGGAAAUGCCACCAGCAGACGGAUGGGAGGAGCUGAUGUGUACAAAACUAUCAGAGAGCCGUUCUCGUGGUUCACGGUUGAACAUUAUCAUAGUUGCUGAAGGAGCCAUUGACAGACAUGGGAAAGCUAUUACUUCUAAUAUUGUCAAAGAUCUGGUUGUGAAAUGUCUGGGUUUUGAUACCCGGGUGACAAUCCUUGGACAUGUGCAAAGAGGAGGGACCCCUUCUGCUUUUGACAGGAUUUUGGCUAGUAGAAUGGGCGUUGAAGCAGUCCUUGCACUGCUAGAAGCUUCACCAGAUACUCCAGCCUGUGUUGUCUCACUUUGUGGAAACCAGUCAGUGCGGCUGCCACUCAUGGAGUGUGUGCAGAUGACUCAAGAAGUACAGAAAGCCAUGGAUGAAGGGAAGUUUGAAGAAGCUGUCCGUCUACGCGGAAGGAGUUUUGAGAACAACUUGAAUACUUACAAACUACUUGCACACCGGAAACCCCAGUCUGAGCUUCCACAUGAUGAGGCCCUAUGUAGAAGCAGUUUCAAUGUGGCAGUGCUGAAUGUUGGAGCACCUGCCGCUGGUAUGAAUGCGGCUGUCCGCUCAGCAGUAAGAGUGGGCAUUACAGAAGGACACAAGAUGUUUGCUGUGAAUGAUGGCUUUGAAGGAUUUUCUAGAGGACAGAUAAAAGAGAUUAACUGGGGAGAUGUAGGUGGCUGGACUGGUCAAGGUGGAUCUCUGCUGGGCACAAAACGAACUCUUCCAGCAAAGUAUAUUGAAAAAAUCGCUGAACAAAUGCGAAUAAAUAACAUUAAUGCCUUGUUAGUGAUUGGUGGAUUUGAGGCCUACCUGGGACUCUCGGAACUGUUAGCCGCACGUGGGAAAUAUGACGAGUUCUGUGUCCCCAUGGUUAUGGUCCCCGCUACAGUCUCCAACAAUGUGCCUGGUUCAGAUUUCAGCAUUGGUGCAGAUACAGCUCUGAACGCUAUUACUGAUACCUGUGACCGCAUUAAGCAGUCCGCCAGUGGCACAAAGAGACGUGUGUUCAUCAUUGAGACGAUGGGAGGAUACUGUGGCUACUUGGCUAGUGUGGGUGGUCUAGCAGCAGGUGCUGAUGCUGCGUACAUCUUUGAGGAGCCCUUUGAUAUCAGAGAUCUCCAGUCCAAUGUGGAGCACUUAACAGAAAAAAUGAAAACAAGUAUUCAGCGAGGCCUGGUGCUGAGAAAUGAGAAUUCAAAUGAAAACUACACAACAGACUUCAUCUAUCAGUUGUACUCCGAGGAGGGAAAGGGGGUGUUUGAUUGCAGAAAGAAUGUUCUUGGACACAUGCAACAGGGUGGUUCACCUUCACCAUUUGAUAGAAACUUUGGAACCAAGAUAGCAGCUAAAGCAAUGCUGUGGAUUUCUCGCAAGCUUAAGGAAACCUACAGACAAGAUGAAGGGAGAGUGUUUGCUAAUACAGAGGACUCAGUGUGCUUGCUGGGAAUGCAUCGGCGUGCCCUUAUCUUCCAGCCAGUUGUUCAGCUUAAGGAAGAGACGGACUUUGUGCACAGAAUUCCUAACGAACAAUGGUGGCUAAAGCUACGCCCACUGAUGAAGAUUUUGGCCAAGUACAAGACAAGCUACGAUGUGUCCGAUUCUGGGCAGCUUGAGCACGUAGUACGCAACAGAUCCAAAGAGACUGAGAAUGUAGCAAUCUGAUGGGACAUACCUCUGUCAUAGUCACUGUAGGUCAGUUUGUUUUUUCCACCAAAUUGAAAAGUGUGCUAAGCCUUCUCCUAAAUUAUGAUUUAAGUUAUUUUACCAGCACUUUAUGUGAAACAAGGGUUCCUGUCAACAAGUAUUUGACCUUCAUUAGUGUGCCUGGAGAGAAGAAAGUCCAGAAGAGAGCAGCAAUGAUUUGCUAAACAAAGGAAUGUCACGUUCUGCUUGAUACAUAAAGUUAUCCGCUUGUCUCCAUACACUUGUGUUGCUUAGUAUAAAUACAUAUAUAUAUUUAUUAUAUAUGUAUGUGUAAUUGCACUUUGUUAACAUCUAUAGUCUCUGUAUUACAUCCAAAUAAAACUAGCGAGCUGUGUGAAACGUUUGUGUUUGUGAGACCAAUGCAAUAAAUAAAUUUGCAAUCUGACUCAUUUUU
Molecule: messenger RNA, 3018 nt
Organism: Polypterus senegalus (gray bichir)
Lineage: Eukaryota; Metazoa; Chordata; Cladistia; Polypteriformes; Polypteridae
Gene: pfkpa
Product: phosphofructokinase, platelet a
Exons: 24
Coding region: 198-2582 (794 amino acids)
Biological process (GO): fructose 1,6-bisphosphate metabolic process; fructose 6-phosphate metabolic process; canonical glycolysis
Cellular component (GO): 6-phosphofructokinase complex; cytoplasm; membrane
Molecular function (GO): fructose-6-phosphate binding; ATP binding; 6-phosphofructokinase activity
Source: RefSeq, a predicted model, not a curated record